Oryza sativa Japonica Group (Japanese rice) is the source of this 1054-nucleotide messenger RNA. Its product is annotated as syntaxin-52. Lineage: Eukaryota; Viridiplantae; Streptophyta; Magnoliopsida; Poales; Poaceae. Gene Ontology annotation, cellular component: membrane; SNARE complex; endomembrane system. Gene Ontology annotation, biological process: intracellular protein transport; vesicle fusion. The record is from RefSeq and is a predicted model, not a curated record. Gene Ontology annotation, molecular function: SNARE binding; SNAP receptor activity.
AACACCAACACCAAAAAGGGGAAAGCAAGCAAAUCGCAAGCAAUCGCGCGGCGUCGCCGACUCGCCGGCGGCGAAUCCACCGACGAGCAAUCCAGCCCCCCAAUCCCGCCGCCGCACCACCGCGCAUACGAUCCGCCAGGAAGGAAGGAAUGGCGUCGUCUUCGGAUCCAUGGGUGAGGGAGUACAGCGAGGCGUCCAGGCUCGCGGAUGACGUCACCUCCAUGAUCGCCGAUAGGGGUUCGCUCCCGCAGUCGGGGCCGGAGAUCAUGCGCCACACCUCGGCCAUUCGGAGGAAGAUAACCAUCCUCGGGACUAGGCUCGAUAGCCUCGAGGCCUUGCUGUCCAGGAUUCCUCCCAAGUCCAUCACGGACAAGGAGUUGCAUAAGCGACAAGACAUGCUUUCAAAUCUGAAAUCUAGAGCAAAGCAGAUGGCUACAAGUUUCAACAUGUCAAACUUUGCAAACAGGGAGGAUUUGCUUGGUCAGAGUAAGAAAGCAGCUGAUGAUAUGAGUAGAGUAGCUGGUUUGGAUAACCAAGGAAUCGUUUCACUUCAGAGGCAAGUUAUGAAAGAACAAGAUGAGGGUCUUGAGAAGCUGGAAGAGACAGUACUGAGCACAAAACAUAUUGCUCUAGCAGUCAAUGAAGAACUUACCCUGCAUACAAGAUUGAUUGAUGAUUUGGAUGAUUAUGUUGAUGUUACAAACUCACGUCUUCAGCGCGUGCAAAAGAGGCUUGCUAUUCUGAAUAAGCGCGUCAAAGGUGGCUGCUCGUGCAUGGCCCUGCUGAUAUCUGUCGUUGCUAUAGUGUUUCUUGCGGUCAUUGCUUGGCUUCUCAUCAAGCACCUGUAACCUGUGUCUAACUCAAAUCAGUUUGAAAUGUGCAGUCUUUCAAAGAUGUGGAUGCUCCCAUCUCAUCUCUGUUUCGUGAGAGUGUGGAAAAUGGAAUAUAAUUGCAACAAAUCUUCGUUCAGAAGAUGUGCAAAAAGUAUGUUGCAACGUUGCAUUGACACUUGCCAACAAUUUGUAUAGAGCGUAUUGCCUUUCUGUCGUAAUCU